Molecule: messenger RNA, 14346 nt
Organism: Dermacentor andersoni
Lineage: Eukaryota; Metazoa; Arthropoda; Arachnida; Ixodida; Ixodidae
Biological process (GO): interstrand cross-link repair
Cellular component (GO): Fanconi anaemia nuclear complex
Source: RefSeq, a predicted model, not a curated record
GGCUUUCUAUUGUUGUUUUGGAGAAUCCACUAUAAAAACGCGCGGUAUUUUUACAGUUUCUACUAAACCUGCUAAACAGCGGCUUAUCAGCCUGUGUUAUAUGCGUGGUAUUAUUAGAACGUUUUUUGGAAUCCUCUCUAAAGUGCCGCAGGUGUCGGUCCUUUAGUAGCGCUUAUUUAUGCGCCUGUUUGGGGUCCUCUUUCCGGAAAGAAAAAAUGGACAUGGAAACGCAUCCAGAUUUUGUUGAUGAACUCGAGGCUUUAAUAAGCAGCACUGGGGGAUUCCGCGACAUCGUGCGCGAGCUGGAUGAUACUAGCGUAAUCUUAAAAAGUGACGCCAAGGAGCUCGAUUACGUUCAUGCAAAUGACCUACUUGUCAUGCAAGCCGCUCUGCUCUCUUGUACAAAUCGACAUGAUGAUGUGAGCCUCAUAGAAGACAGCUUUUCUAACCUUGGUUACGCACAAAUUGUGAUACAUUGUGCUGAAUCUGUAGAUGAAGAAUCUGGGCAGAAUUGCCUUCUCAGUAGCCAGGGAAGGAAGGCAGCACUGACUCUGGUUGCACACAUUAGAGCUGCAUAUGCAUCAAAAGGAAUUCCAAUCAACUUUGCCAAAGUUCUUGCAAGUUGCACUGCCACCCCUUUGGAACUGCUGUGUCGUCUACAUGCUGGUGGUGUCAUGUGUAUCAAAGACUACAUUUCACUUAAUGUCCAGAAUCCUCAAGUAAUUGCUGAUUUGAGCAGAAGCCUGUUUGCUCUUUGUCAACUUCUUGAUCAGAGUGAACCAUCUGCAUUCACAUUCUCAGUCUUUAUGUGUGAACUAGUUUCCAGUGCUUAUUCAGCAUCAGACCACAAUGAUGCAAGUGCAUCUGUGAGAAAGGUUUGCCAGACCAUCUUGGAAACUCUCCUGCAGCGACUUCUCAAGGCUAAUGAAGAAGGGCAACCCAUAACCUGUGGGGACCUCCUGGGACCUUUGUUGCAGAGUCCACUUGUACAGCAGACUGCUGUCCUCUCUUAUGCCCAAGAGCUGUUGUCUUGUAUCUUGGCAUACAAUCCAGUAUACAAAGUUACUCAAGCGAUGUCAAGCCACCACAACUGGACUUACAAGAAAUGUUCCGUGUGGCUUCUUGGAAUAUUCCAGAAGAGUAUGCAGGUGCUCAAUGUAGAACAGGUGACCACUCAGCUGUGCAAGGCUCUUAAUAGCAAAGAGGUGAACUGGUAUAUGUUGCUCACUGCCCUCUCCGUGUAUGUCACCACAUACGAAGAUUGCAAACUUCUUAUUGGUCUUAUUGAAACACUGCUGAAAGGGGCUUUUGAAUGCCUUGACACUGAAAACUUAGUCAGUGCCUUUCUUUUGGCUAGACAUGCAUCGCAAGAAGCUCCUCAGAUUUUCCCUCCAUAUUCAUCCUGGUUUGAGAAAUACUUUGGGUUUUCUGAUACAACAUAUGCAAGCAGCUCAAGAACUUUUGCAUUCUUAGUGAAAUUUUUAAGUGAAAUGGUUCCAUUUGAACAACCUAAAUACUUAAAGGCACACCUCCAGAAGCCUGCUCAUGCAUCACCAAAGUGCCGUGUGAUUUAUCACGACUAUGUGGCAUUGGCUAAGACGCGCCUGCAGGACUUUGAGAUAGCUGACGAAAGAAAUGCCUUCUCUGAAGACGCGGAGCAAUUGGCCCAGGCUCAUGGCUUUGUUCAGAAAUCUAUUGAAGAUUUUGCAGCAAAAGGAAAAAUACCAAGGGCUGUCAUAGAGGCCAGCAUCUUCAAGAAGCCAUAUUUUACAGGACAGUUUCUUCCAGUUCUCCUGAAUCCUAAGAAUUUUCCAGAGCAUCGUGGAGUUGUGUGCAGCAUGGUCCAAGGACUGCUCCAGCAUGGAAAAAUUUCUCAGGAGCGAUAUGAUAGGUUUGUCGAUGACUGCAACAGGAAAGAAACUGAUACAUGUGAUGUAGAAAUGAACAAGCCAGUUCCUUUGCCCAAGCAUUUGCUUGCUCAGCUCAGAUCUGGAUCACUGCCAAAUAAAGACUGUGAAGUCGUCGUCUUGAGAAUUAUUGAGGAAGUUAAAAAAAAUGAACUAGAAGUUCUGGAAAAUGCCUUGAAUCUUGAACAAGAACUUCCUUACUCAAAGGAAAUGUUUGAGCUUCUUCACUUUGCUGGGGAAGCUUGUUGCCAUCAGCCUCCACAGCCCUGGAUUAAGUGCCUCCUCCUGGCGCUGGGAAGUUCACUGACCACAGUCCACCUAUUGGCUGCAUUUUUAUGGAGGCAGGUUACAACCAUCCAGGUCACGGAUAGACAAGGAGCCGAAAUUUUGAGCCAGUUCCUACUAUCCGUACCAGUCAUGUGGGAAGACAAGCCUCUCAAAAUUUUUGUUUCUGGCGCAACAUACAUGUCUAUGCAGGAGGCUGUGUUCUUGUGGCUCCCACUUUCCACACUGCAAGAAAGGAGGCAGUUUCUACAGUUGUCGGCUGUGUAUCUUAUAGCAGCAGCCAAGCAAGCACCAUGUACUACAGUUCCACCGUAUGUGCCUGAGGUGUUGUUAAAGAAGUUCGAGUUCGUUAUACAGAGGAAUGAGUGUACACUUGGUGAGAUUGACUCUGAUGCUUGGAAGCAAUGCUCUGAGUCACCUGUAAAGGACUGGCUUCAGCCUGGCAAGCUGUCUCUUCAGGAGUGGGUGAACUAUGAGUCUGAGAUAAGUGAUGGUGUCAAUGCUACUAUUACACCUGUUAUGAGACAAGAUUUACUUCGAUUUCUUGCUGAUGUUGACAGUGUAAGGUGCCUGUGUGCAACCUUACUGCGAGUUCUGGUUUGUCGUGGACCGAGACUGCCCAACCAUGCCCAGCUUCAUAUCCUAUUGCAGAGUCUUCUAUUGAAUUCAUCCAGCAGUUUCUCAAGCAAAGCUGUACCAUUUGCAACUGAAGCACUGAUACAAAUAGAAACUGAAGUUGCUGGCUGUCCACUGGAUGUGGUAGAGAAGGCAAUAAAUUUUUUUAGGAUUUAUUGUCACCUCCCUCCGUACUGCCUACUGGUGAACAGAACAGAUGAUUGCCCGACAAGUGAAUCUGUUAAGCUUUUUAUAACAGUGAUAAACAAUAACCUGCUACAUAUUCUUUGCAGUCAGCAGGACAUGCCUAUGUUGACUCUGCACUUGUUCAAGGGUUUAUUUCAAAGCAACCUGUCUAGAGCUGAUGCAUCUACCAUUUUGGAACAAUGCCCUGUACUUGUGCUCUGUCUUAUACGUCACUGGACUACCAUAUGUCCGGUACUCGCCCUUGAGCCUGUGAAGUGCGAGGAACUUGGCAACCUACUGACUACUGUUGAGAAGCUGUUUUCUAUGGUUGCAGAGUUUCUAGCUGGUUCUGAAGAACCUGGAAAGAAGCUUUCAAAGAUUAGCAAGACCUGGCUCCCAGCAUUUGUGCUAGCCUGUUCCAUCAGCUCAGACCAAGUGAUGCCAUUGCAUUAUAAAUCUCUGAAGCCUAUGGUACAGACCAUGGUGUUACAGUUCCUUCUCUUGUUUUGUCAAAAGAACGACAGUAAGCCCAAAGGUGGCUUGAAAAUUCUUUUGUCAAGAUUCCUGCAAGAGAACCCAAGCCUAUGCACUUCCUUAGAGCCUGCUAGCUUUGACAGUGCUUUGAUGAACACCCUGAUGUCUGCCCUGGACUUCUUUAUGCUUCUGGUUUACUGCUUCAAUUUUAUAGUUAACUGUGUGGAGCAGCAGGAAGUGAAAAAGAACUGUUGCAUCAACACUGCUAUUUUGCUCAUGGUACAUAUUGACACAAUCGACGGGGACAUAUUGAGUGAUGACAGAGCUCCCGCAGAACUUCAGGCGGAAGGAGUGUGCACACCAAUUUCAACAUCUGCUAAAUUGUACUCAUUGAUAAGAAAUGCACCACCAGCGCUCCUCAAGUCAUUGCCAAAAACCACCCUGGCCAUGUGUCCAACAGUAUUUCGUCAGUGCAUCGAGCAUCUGUAACCGUGCCAACACACCUGUGACGAUGUGGAUGAAAAGUGCAUUAGUUAAAGGUCACCGAGGUCAAACGAUUGCACAACCUGCCAAGAAUGACAUUCUAGAGUGAGCAGAAUGGACAGCUUCCCACCUUUAGACUUAUGGACAAAAAUAUAUUGCUGAUACUAAUAAUGUUUUUAUGCAUCGAAUAAGACUGUUUUUCACAGUUUGUAAAUAGUGGUGAUACAUACUCUAUGGUAUUUGCAAAUGAUUUGGAAUAAAUACACGCUACACUAAGGGAAUUCAGCUAGUCUUUCAUGUACUCAAUAAUUGUUCAUCACAUGUUUCAUCUGCGCUGUAUUCUUUACACAUUUUAAUAAGUGUAUGCGCCCUCUCACUCUGUGGCCAGUUAACCUCUUGCUAUGCUAUACUUAUGUUUCACCGCAAGGCUGCGGCUUUUCCUGAAAACUAUGGCACAUACUCGUAAGGAAGGAUUGCCCAAGCUCUGAUACAAAAACAUAUGAACCAAGUUGAAACUCAACAACCCUAAAAAACAAAGAACAAGAAAGGAACUGCAAUUCAUGGUUCCUUUCUUCUCAGUAUCACUGAAUGUGCACUUAGUGACUUCGUUCAAAAUUUGUGUUUUGGAGCAGGUGAAAUUUGGUUUUGAGCGAUGCAAAGCACUCAAUACAAAAAGAGGAAAUGUGAAAAAAAUUAAACAUAUAAGCUUUCUGGUGGCAAAAAAUAGUCAUGGAGAGAGGCAUAUUUUUUUUUCGAGUGCGACUCGGGCUGUUUGCACCAAAUGAAAGCCAUAGAGUGGGAAAAAGCUUACUCCCAUUUGAUCGAAGGGUAUUUCCAAAUAGCUCCUCUCUCAGAUGAGAAGCACCAUAGGAGAGAGUUGUCCAGAUAUUCCAUGAUGUGAGUCAUAGAAGUUUCACAAUGUGUACGCACACCAGCUUUUAAGCAUGAAAUACUUUUAGCUCCCAUUGUCAGUGACCUUGAGCCAAAAGCCAGAGCUGUUAUCCAGGUACUCAAAUGAGAACAUCCGGGCAAGGUGUGAGAACAAAACAAGAUCAUCCGGGAACCAGUCAAAACAUAAGAAAAUGUGGGCUCUGGCCCCCAACCCUUUAUACAGGACUGCAUUACAUACACUAGUUACUGCCCACACAAGUUACAGAAAAACUUGCUUCCGAGUUCUUCCUAGUGUUUGUUCACAAUAUCACUCAAGCUGUAACUUCUAGUACGCUGAAGCUUUAUUUGUCAUUUCGAAUAGCGACGUUCAAACGGCAGAUACAGGGCACCGUAUACUUCAUUGUCAUCUUUUGGCACUGAGACAGGGUUGGCUGCGGUAUUUUGAAGACCAGUGGUGUGUGAGUUCCUUGGCGCGGGUUUUGCGUGGUGCCACCUUCAGGUGCUUUUCGUCUUCUAGCUGGGCAGUGUACUCUGUCUCCCUGGCGUCUUUCACUGCCUGUCGUGCUGCCUUCAGCCAGUUUUCUUCCUCUAACUGGGCAGCGUCCAUCUGGACCAGUGCGCAGUAUGGCAUGGUGUGGUGUGGUGGGGCGUGCCAUGGUGAACAUGAACUACACCUAUUUUAAGAUUGUGGCUAGUAUCAUCUCCAACAAAUCUGCUUUGCCGGUGGCUAUUUCAUGCUUACAACUACACUCGAUUACGGGAGAGCCAGCAGUUUUUUAAAUAAAGAUUUGUGCAUGUUAAUUCUACACCUUUAAGGGCACUAUGAAUUAGUAGUUUGCUUUGCCAGAAUGAGCAAAAAUAAACAUUCCACGAAUACGCAAGGUGCUGAUAAUGUACUGAUGCAAGAAGGGGCGCAAGGUUUGGGCUUUGAAGAAUUUGAUUAAAUCUUUUGACUGCUUGUAAGAUCAAGUAUGGAAUUGACUCAACUGAAUGUGUAGAACUUGCCAGGAAAUCAACAGCUUCAAUAGUAUAAAGCCCAGUAUAGCCGGGUAUCUGCAUGAAUCAAUCUUGUUUACCAUGGAGACUAAAAUUCAUAUGGAGUGGCAAAAUAAUAGAGAAGCAAUCUCAAUGCAGAAUAAUGUUGCUGGCAGUGUUAUGGAGAGGCAGACCAACAGCUGAAAAUUUGCCAGUAAAGAUAAAUGUAAUCUUGGACAUGCACAGAAUAAUUUCUUGAACCCAGUGCAUCGCUGCAUUGCCAGUACCGUCCACAUGGAGUGACGGCUUGUUAGCACUGAAAUUUUGCACAGACGUGCAAUUUAGCAAUGAAUGCAAUUUUAAUCUUCUACUUGCCUCUGUAAUUAAGUGUUAUUUAUUUAUUUUUAACACUGCCACUCUCAUUUGAGAGCAUGGCAGGUGCGCAUUACAAAGGGAUAAUCCUGUAUUAAAGAAAACAUAAUCGACAUUUUGAAAGCAUGUGCACUGUGCACACACGCAUGUACGCACAAGAACAAUGAAGCACAUCUACCAGGGUAGGAUUACAGCAAUAAAGAUGCUCUAAGCAGUUAUUAAUAAAGAGAAAAUCAGACAUCCAUCCAGUCGUAGCAAUUGCUACAAAGGAAACCCAUGCGGGUUCCUCGAAAGAAAAGCUUUGCAGUUGAACAAAAAUUCGUCCUGGUUCGGGACUCGAAUCCAGGACCACCGCCUUUCCAUGGCGGUGGUUAUUCAAGUUAUUCAAGCAAAGGACAUCAACAUUGUAAUAAAUUUUAACAGUGUACAAUCAACUGCAUUCUACAUACAACAAAGAACAACAAAAAUUAAGAAAGGAAAAAAGAUAGGAAACUUCUAGACAGAGCAUUUAAAGCAAAGAUCACACACACAGAUCAAAAUGAAUAUUUCGAAAACAUGCAUGCUACACACACAAAAUGAAGCGCAACAACCGAGGAAAGAUUACAACCAGUUUGCUAAGCAAGACAAGCAGCUUGCCAAGCAAAGAGAAUCAAUGUCAUAUCAAUCAUGCUCAAUGUGCAAACAGCACAAAAUAAUACUGAGAAAUAAAGAAAGCAAACCACAACCACACAUGGGGAUUGCAAUCUGUUACAAAAAUGGGAAUGGAAUAAAGAAGCAAACAAGUGGUAGUACAAGAACAAAGUGACGUGCAGUAGCACAAGCAAUCUCUUGCACCAAGAAAAUCGAGACACAUUUGACCCCCUAUUGCCAGCAAAUAUUAGGAUAAGGAAAUAGAUUGUAUAAGUGCAGGAAUCUAUGCAGACAAAACUAGCGUUCAAAUGAUAGUGUUGCAUGCAGUAAUGGCUAUGGUACUACAAGUUAGUUGUAGUUUCUAACUUGGCAGUGAAAGUGGACAAUGUUUUGGUGUUCGUGACAUCUGGAUUUAACCAAUUCCACUUGUGUCUUAAGUCAAAAAACAAUUGCCCAAACAAGUCGUUCUUGAAAGAGUAGUCUAUUAAUGUGUAUUUAUGCCUAAUCUGAAAUUUUGGAAUUUUCAACAACUUUUAUAAAAACAUCGCCAUUCUAAAUAAAAAAUUCACUUGCAACAGUCGCUAGAUUUUAACAUUUUCUUUUAAAUGCAACAAAACUCGUCAAAUUUGGUGCAGUGGUUGCCGAGAAAAGCAAUUUCUCCUUUCCCAUGUAUUUAGAUAAGAGCCCCCAGUAAAGCUCAGUGGCGGAUACAGGGGGGGGGGCAUUGGGCGAUCGCCCCUCCCUCUCUUCCACCUCUCUCGACAACGAUAUUUUGGCACGUGGAAUUUUUUAAGUCGCUGUGGUGGCCAUCGCUGUCCGCGGCAAGCAAAGCACCCUUCACUUCUAUCUUUUGUUAGGCGUGAAACUGGCUAACGCAACCGCAGCAUUAGUGGAAGCGAGCUAAUCGCUUCCUCCCCGCCUUAAAUUUACCCCUUCAGAGAGUAGAAGGUCGUUUAAAUAAGCGGGGCCAUCAGCGCGGCAGCAAAGAGGGAGCCUUUCCUUCAUCAUCACCAUCAUCAUCAUCAGCCUAUUCAUGUCCACUGCAGGACGACGGCCUCUCCCUGCGAUCACCAAUUACCCCUGUCCAGUGCCAACAGAUUCCAACUAGCACCCACAAAUUUCUUAAUUUCGUCGCACCAUCUAGUCUUCUGCCGUCCUCUACUGCGCUUCCCUUCUCUUGGUACCCAUUCUGUCACCCUAGUGGUCCAACGUUUAUCUAGCCUGCGCAUUAUAGACCUGCCCAGUGCCAUUUUUUUUUUCUUAAUGUCUAUUAGAAUAUUGUCUAUACCCGUUUGCUCUCUGAUCCAAACCGCUCUAUUUCUGUCUCUUAAAGUUAUGCCUAGUAUUCUUCGUUCCAUCGCUCUUUGCGCGGUCCUUAACUUGUUCUCAAGCUUCUUUCUCAGUCUCCAAGUUUCUGCCCCAUAUGUAAGCACCGGUAAAAUGCACUGAUUGUACACCUUCCUUUUUAAUGAUAAUGGUAAGGUUCCACUCAGGAGCUCACGAUGUCUGCCGUAUGCAAUCCAACCCAUUUUUAUUCUGUGAAUUUCCUUCUCAUUGUAAGGGUUCCCUGUCAGUAAUUGACCUAGGUAAAUGUAUUCCUUCACAGACUCUAUAGAGGCUGACUGGUGAUCCUGAACUCUUGUUGCCUUGGCCGGCUAUGCAUGAUUAUCUUUGUCUUCUGCAUAUUAGUCGUUAACACCACUCUUACACUCUCUGUUAAGGCCCUCAAUCAUUUGUUGUAACUCGUCUGCAUUGUUGCUGAAUAGAACAAUGUCAUCGGCAAACCGAAGGUUGUUGAAGUAUUAGCCGUUGAUCUUUACUCCUAAGCCUUCCCAGCCUUCCUAGCCUUUCCUUCUCUCUCCUUUACUCAGAGACACAUGUUCCCUUACUCCGCACUGAACGAGAAGAAAGGGGGUCAACCGAGGGGCCCGAUUUUUAUUAGUCAUAUUACAAGAAGCCUACAAACACUGACACCAAGGCAUCACACGCGAAAUGUGAAGGUUGUGGGAUCGUUCCCCACCUGCGGCAAGUUGUUUUUUCAUCCACUUUCAUUUCCAUUAAUUUAUCAUUUCUUUAUUUCAUUUAUUAACACAAGUAAUUUCUCUUAUGUUGUCCUUGGCGUCAGCGUUUGUUGGCUUCUUGUAAACUUACUCCACACUGCUAUGUUAGGAGUCCGUAUUGGUAUGAGUCACCUUUUAUUAUCAUGGAUCUAGAAACGGUUCAAUGUCAUUAGCCACUGUAGUGUCAUUCAAACUCGCGCAUUCACACAGUGUGCGUUACUCAUGCUCCAAAAGAGGACGGCACAAGUCACCUUCAGCGGCUGAUGUAAAACAACUCUCGCAGCGCACGGCGACCAACGCGUAAGCUUUUACAAUUUUCGCAAUUAAUAUGCCUUGUAUAUGGAAUACAGCGGGUAAAACUUAUGGCACUGCCCUUUGUGAAUCACUCAACAAAGUUCCAACGCACUGAAAGCCAAAAAUCGCAUUUGUCAGGCGUGUUCAAAGCGCGUCCACAUUUGUGGACAGAAUUAAGUUGUGAACGUAGAGCGCUCGGUGCCCCAUUUGUGGACAUAACUUGUGGGUGUGUAGAUUUGGUGCGUCUUUUUUCAUGUUUCGCAGCUUGUUAUCUCACGGAUUUUGUUUCAACCUCCGCAGAUGGGUUAGUACUUGAUUUUUUUUUUAUAUACACUGGUAAAAGUACAGUCCUCGCUGACGACAUGAAAGACAGGCUGAGGAGUUUUAAUACAGCUUGUGGAGACAACUGCGCAUCAUCCACAUAUUUUCACGAAUCUAUAUUUUACUGCAUUGAGGAUUUUUGAUUGCUUGCUUCAAGAGAAAAAUUUCAUGCCUGGGAGAGUAAAUCCAAGCUGCAGUGAGGAUUGAUGCUGUAAAUCUUCGCAAUGAAUAGCAAAGUUAUCCAUGGAGAAUCGACCUCCCCCGUUUGUGUGAACAGAAUGUGUGUCUGGUCAAAUGGAAACAAAGGCGUAGAUUCCUUUUCCAGUGCUGUUGGAACAGACCCUGUGUCUUCAUAAAAGUGCUGGUCGAAGGAAAGUAAAAAAAAAAAAAAAUGUUAGUACCACACCUCGGAUGUGUAUUGGAAUAUAAUCAAUUGAUGAGGGGAAUGGACCUCAUCGACAGGUAUAUUUCACAUACUAGGACGAAGGUCAACACAAAAAAAUGGGCCGUUAGGAUGCUCACACAUGUUCUCGACACUGGUGUUUGCAAUGCGUGGGUUGAAUACCGUCACGACGCAACAGCUUACAUUUACAUCAAAGAGGUGCGGUCUCUCCUAGCUUUCAAGCAGGAUGUAGCCGAAACAUCAACCAGAUGUAACCCAAAUCGAAAUGGUACCAGGGAAUAAAGGUACGAAAGUAGACCAGCAGCUCGAGACCAAACCAGCCUAGCUGCCUGACGGCGAUCCGAGAAAAUGGUUUUGAUCACUUCCCAUAAUUUUGUAGAAUUGAAGAUGCAAUGCGAUGCAGGAACAAAGAUUGCAAAGUCCAGAGUUUAAUUGUGCAUAAAAUGCAAUGUUUCCUUGUGCCUGCUAGGGUAAUAGAUUUUUUAAUUUUUACCAUGCUCCCAACUAAUGUCCACAUUUGUGGACACAUAUGUAUUGUUUGAAAAUCUCACGAUUUUUUCUGCACUUAAACGAUUUCAAAUGUAAUGUUGAAAAUGUUUUUGUUUCUUGCCUACAAUUUUUUUUUUCAGUAGUAAAGAGGUUAAAGGGCAACUCCGGUGAUUUUUUGAUGUCCACUGAUCUUAGAAUAUAUGCUCUCUUUUGCACUCUGUUUAUCUGUGCCGAAUUGUAUGGUUGCAAAUCAUUUAGUUUUCCUGAAAAUGAAUUUUCAGGAAAACCGGCCGCACGACGUGCGCGCGGAGACAGUCAAAGGUGAGGUGGUUGCGAGGGAGUAACGAGGGAGGGUGAUUGGAGAGGAGUGGGGGGGAAGGGGCUCGGCCACCUGGAUCACCUGGAUCGACGCGCGUGCGCGCGACGAUCUACGAGGCCACGCAAGGGAAACGGAUUUUCGGGUUCGCCCAAUACAGAGAUGGCGCCACUUACCUCUGCUACCUAAAGCCCCUUGAUAAUUUGAAAGUAGCGACACUCUCCUCCUCACGGCGCUUUCCUCCUCGAUUCUCCUCGCCCGCCGGCUGCGCACGGCGCGCUUUUCCUCCUGGGCUCCCGCGGACGGGCCCCAGGAUUCUAUGGAGGCGUGUUAUUUUGGGCCAGUUGCGCGCCCCACUGGGGUUGCAAAUUUUGAGAAAUGCUAAUAACAGCAUCGAUAAUGCUGGAGGCAACGUUUAUGAGGAGGUUGGUUUUUUCUUAAAGCCGUAUGAACGGGGUAUACCGAUGUAAAAGGAGCUUUGGGGCGAGUUCUCCAGACAAUUUUUCUGCCGCAUGAUCAGAUGCUUUACUUCGCGCGUCUGAUCUAGUAUUGCUUGCGACACAUCCCUUUGUGUGUGGCUUAUUAAGCGAAAGCCUUAGACCUCUGUUUCAAGGUCCCGUUGUGAGCUAUAGAAAAUAUCACCUGACCGAAGCAAGGCGGGAAGUGAACCAAAGCACGUGCAGCCGCGCUUAGAAGGUGAUUAAUGAUUAGCAAAGUAAUGAUUGAUUAGUGAUUGUAUUAAGAUGAAUUCGGGUGUAUUAAGGAGGGUUAAGGUGGAUUAAAGUUGAUGAAAGUGGAUUAAGGUGCAUAAAGGAGGACAAGGUUGGAUCAAGGUGGAUGAAAGUGCGCUCAGGUGCAUUAAAGACGAUUAUAGUGGAUUAGGGUGGAUUAAAGUGCAUGAAGGAUGACGGUGGAUUAAGAAUGAUUAAGGUGCAUUAAGGAGGAUUAUGGUGGGCUAAAGUGAAUUAAAGUGAAUGAAGGAGGAUAAGGGUGGACUAAGGAGGAUUAGGGUGGACUAAGGUAGAUGAAUGUGGAUUAAGGUGAAUUAAGGACGAUUAUAGUCGAUUAUGGUGGAUUAAAGUGAAUGAGGAAGCAGUAGGGUUGAUUAAGGAGGAUUAAAGUGCAUUAAGGAGGAUUAGAGUAGGUUAAGGUCGAUGAAGGUGGAUUAGGUGCAUAAAGAGGACUCUCGUGGAUUAUGGUGGAUUAAAGUGAAUGAAGGAGGAUUAAGGUGAAUGAAUGUGGAUUCUGUGGAUUAAUGUGCAUUAGGAGGAUUAUGGUAGACUAAUCGGUCUUAAUACUCAAUGAACCCUAAUUCACCUUAGUCCACCCUAUUCCACCUUAAUGCUCCUUCAUCCACCUUAAUCCAGCUUAAUACUCUCAAUCCACCUUAAUACAACGUAAUCAACCUACAUCGCCCCUAAUGCACCUUAGCCUAUCAUAUACGGUCUUAACCCUCCUUUAUCAAUCCUAAUCCAUCAUAAUCCUCCAUCCACCUUAAUCCUGUUUAAUAGUCCCAAUCUACCUUAAUACACCCUAAUCCACCUCUAUCAAACAUAAUCCAGCUCCAUGGUCGCUAAUACACCUUAAUCUACACUAAUCCAUCAUAAUCCGCCUUAAACCUCCUUUAGCAACCCUAAUUCACCUGAAUCCACAUUAAUCGACCUUAAUCUUACUUUAUCCACCCUAAUCCUAGUUCAUGCACCCUAAUCGGUCUUAAUACCCUUUCAUCAACCCUUCACUUUAAUCCGCCUUAAUCCUCCUCCACCCACCUUAAUCAUUAUUCAUGCGUCUUAAUCCUUAAGGCACUCUAAUCCACCUUAAUCUUCUUUAAUACACUCUAAUCCACAUUAAUCCUCCCUAAUCCACCUUAUGUCAAUCACUAAUGAUUCAUUGAUUAACUUGGGUAAUCAUUCUCUUAUACAGGGGUGGACAUGAUUUGGGUCACCUCUGGCCUUGCUUGGGUCACGUGAUACUUCCAGUUUACAACGCGACCUUGAAACAUAGAGAUCUAAAGGCUUUCGCAUUAAAACUUAACAAAAAACUCAAUGUUGACUAGCUAACGCUCAUCACCAGCAAUACCACGGGUAUGCUUGCCACUAUGUUUUUCAAGGUGCAAAGCAGAAUCUAUAAUGCUGCACUUCCGACUGAAUAACAACAGUUAGCGACGUGCGAGGGGAAUAUUAAGCAUACUGAGGACAACCGCAAAAGCGCUGGUGAGCAGGCCCGAAGAAUGAAAAAAAAAAAUGCAGCAUUACGGUAUGCAUUGCUACGAGCUAUAAGAAAGACGCCUCAGCUCGCAAACAACGCUGUUCUUUGUCGGAACAAAGUUCUUUCGGCCAAUGUCAUGCAGCCACUGCUUCCUGCGCAAGCCGUCACGCUUUCCUUGUGGUAUCACAUAAACGGCAUAACCAUCUUCAGGCUUCUUGCUGCAGUUAUAUGCGCAACAGCCCGGCAUAGCGCUAGCACAUAGAGCAGGAAACACGGCGUACAACGUUCGCUACACCGAGCUAAAGUGCCGAGCCAGCCGUGCUCAGGAGGAAAAUGGCGCGAACGAAAAAGAAAAAUACAAGCAAUACUCAAGAUCCGCGCGUUUCCAAGGGCAACGGCAGGGAGACCAAUCGUCGUACAGAAAAACGGGGGCGAAACUGGUUACCGCGGGGGAACACGCAAGGGGCGAGGAGGAGGCGAGGAGGUCGCGCGGCGGCGGCAGAGUUCAAAGAGUGUCGUUACUUUCAAAUUAUCAAGGGAUCUUACUGCCACCGAAAGCGGGGAGUUUCCCCCCACUGGCCCCGCCGGCCCGGCGCCAGCUCAGCCCGCUGCAUGACGUUUCAUGCUUCGUUAUCUGCUCUUACCGCGAAGCGUGCGCUGCUGUGCGUUGACCGGCGUGGGUAGUUUCGUCAGUUUCGUGGUCCUCGGUAGCUGUGUGCUUGUGCUCCGCGAUGUUUCACCCGUUUCACGACUCGUACCACUCGUGCAUCGUGCAGUGGUACACAAAUACCCCAAAAACAAGCCCUGCAAGGUUGUUCCGGGUGCCUAAAGACAACAGGUGAGCGCUCAGACCCAAGGACAUCAGAGCGCAUGUACACGAACCCAGCCCUGUCCAUGUGUGUGCUCCAUGAGGCUCCGGACGUUGUUGCGUCUUGAUUGUGCUACACUUGCCUCUUCCCGGUAGAGAAAGCUGACAAAUAGAUGUUCCUCCUCAUUGUCACCUGGUCUAUGACUCAAUCAAACAAUGUUAGCAUUUUAUUCUAUCUUUUAGGUAUUUUGCGUGUCAUUGUUUUUGCCAUUACCAGUGAGUUCUCCCUUCUUAUAGUUGUCAUGACUAUGUCAUACAUGUCGUCCAAUUUUGUGCAAUAUCUUAGUGCAUAUAUCAGAAGCUCGACUGCAUUUGGGUGGUGGUGGUAGAAAUUUCAGUGUUGAGGGCGUUAUAUAAAUUUUUUUUUUUUUACGUGUGUGUACAUGAAACGGCCUUCGCGUUUUCUAGCGCUUUCUUUUGUUAUUUCACCGUCUGUGAACUUUUGUGUUUAGUACUCUUGUAUAGCCAUGCACCUUUCACUUUUGCUCAUUUUUUGAGCGUGUAUCACCACCACGUUAUAAGAAAAAUCUGUUUUCGGAAACAAAGUCAAUAAAGCGAGACUAAACAUC